CCACAAAGGCUGCCAAAGCCGAAAGGCUGGGAAAUGGAAUCCUGUGGUGUCCGUUGGAACUCUCGAGGCAAGCUUACAGCGCUGGCUAGGCUGUACAAGCACGGCAUGAAAUACAGCUGCGCUGCAGGCACCUCGGGCUGCUCUAUCCUCGUCUGUUCUCGGCUGCUCUGCUCAAAGCAAACACCUCUGCAAUGCACACAGACAUGUCUGGCUGCCUGCAGCACCUGGGCUGCUCCACUGACAUGUGCGUUGGCUACAGACAGCAUGCAUCUCAUCAUGCAAAAGGGUCCCCUUCCUCAACGCUCUUUUUUCCAUACGCACCCAUCGACUCCCAUCCAUGUAUCCAUCCAUACACAAAUCCAUCCAUCCAUCCACGCAGACAGGCAGACAGGCAGACAGGCAGUCGCACGAACCCAUUGACGGACACGUUACACUCCCAUCAUCAACAAAGGCAGAUUCCAGACCAGUUGUUGUGAUCAGCAGCUAGGUGUGUGCAUCGUGUGGCAGGAGUGACACGUCGUGUGCGUUCGUUCGUCGUUCGUCGUCCGAUCGUUCGUUCAUUCGUUUGCUCGUGCCCGUCUGUGUGACAGACAGUCAGUCGUUCAUAAGAGCAGUCCCCCGUGUGUGCGAACAGAGAUAGCCUAAGCCUUCAGUAACAUAAACCUUCACGCACCCAAUCAAACACCCACUCUCACUCGCCAGCAACACUUCAUCCAGCAUCGAGCUUUGUGCUAUUAUUCAUAGCACAUCGGACAAAGACACCGCGGGACAGAACGGCGGUAACACAGUGGACGCACACGUCGGCUGCACACAUACGCGGAGGCGGUGGUCACUGGGAUGCGGGAACACCCACAUGUAGAUCGGUUGUGUUCGGUUGUGUGUGCGGCAGACUGUCGAUACACAUCCAUUCAUUCCAUGUAUACGUCCUCCUGUCUGUCUGCUCUUCCUUCCGGUUCGUACACCUUGUCGGAGGGAUAGACGAGACUCGCGACACAGAUCCACAUAGACAAACAUCGAUGCGAGGUGUCCACUUCGCAUCACCACCCCGCCGCUCGAAACGCGAGGCACAUAUAUCCCGACCAAAAUCACCGGCGGAGGGCUGGCUGCGGAGAGUCCACACGCAUGUCGGUGUCACGAGAUACAGAUGGCUGAAUCGGUGGUACGCGAGAAGGCAAUGAACGAGUAGGGGCUGAGCAUCAGUGUGACGCCAGCUGCCAGGGCAGUGCGACAUUGGCCCAUCUUGAUGAAUCGCACGGCGCUGUCAACGGCCACAAGGGAGGCGGAGGUGGCCGAAUCAAUCGUGAGGCUUGGGCCGGUCAAGCCGAAGGCGUACGACAGCCGAUUGGCGAGAAUGGCGGGCGAGCUGCCGAUGCCCGUGAAAGCCGUGGACUUGUGUCGGUCCUUGAGCGUCAGCAGCCAGUCGUAGCUGUUGCCGCCAACCGCCACUCCCACCGAUGCGCCCAUCAGACGUCCUCGAGAGAAGCCAGCGUCGACCAGGGCCUCGUAGCCACACUCCAGCAGCAGCCGCUGCUGCGGAUCCAUGUCCCUGACCUCAGCUGUCGAUAGCUCAAAGAACCCAGCGUCGAACUCAGCUGCAUCGAGCACGAAGCCGCCCAGCCGCGCGCACGUCUUCCCCGGAGCGGAGCGGUCCUCGUCAAAGACCCUCUCGUGGUCCCACCGGCCCAGUGGCACGCACCCCAUGCAGUCCUCUUUGGCCAUCAUCGUCUCCCAGAACGCAGCGGGACUGUGACUCCCGCCAGGGAACCGACACGCCAUGCCCAUGACCGCAACGCUCUGCCCGUCAUCGCCAGUCAAAGACGAGAGCGACACUGAUGCCUCGAUUGCCUCGGUGCCGGCAUUGCGAGCGCACCACAACUCUCUCUCGAUGAUCACGUCAAUCAGACCUCGGAUGAUCACGUAAAUCAGAUCUCGCAAAGUGGGCGCCUCGAGCAUCACAGAAGGCUCCACAUCCACAUUGAACUCAGACAGCAGCCGAUUGCGCAGCGUCACCGCCUCUGCUGGCCCGAUGCCCGCCUGCUGGAGCGACAGGGAGGCCCGAGUAUCCCCCUCCUGCUGUGGCAGACCAUGGUGCGACGAGCGGCUGACGACGCCCAUGACAGCGUCUUCGAGAGCCGCUCGCAGCCUGCCCGUCUCGAUGAGUUGCUGUGAUUUACUCCUGUCAAGAACGAGAGGAAGCGACCGCUCAUCAUGGCCAUCCGUCUUGACAUAGUCAUCUGGUGAGGCCCCAGCUCCAGCUGCGAUCUUCCCGCUCUUGCUGACUCCUCCAUCGAGCACGAUGCCCUUCUUGUGCACUUGAUCGACCGCCAUAGCAUCACGGCGAGUGGAUCCUAGCAGCACAGGCGGUCGCCAGCUUGACACUCCGUCGCCCCCCUCGACCCAUCUCGACUCGUCACCGUCGCCCACAUCGCCGACCGACAAUAUGGCGGAGAUGCUCAGAUCUUGGUGGCUCGUGUUGCUGCGGGCCGCCCUCUUGCUCGCACAGAAGGCUGCCAGAGCAUCCACAGUCGGGUGUGACGCGAGCGUCUGGGCGGACACCACCACGCUAGUGAGAGCCGACACGCGCACACAGAAGGAGUCCAGCGUGGCUUGGCUGAGACGCAGGCCACCGAAGGCCACGUGUGAGUCAUCGGACGGGGUCGGCGUCGGUGGCUGGCGUGACGCCGCCUCUCGCUGAAGGGACGACAGCAGGUCGCCAAUCUGUUGCUGCAGGCGCUCGACCUCGCAGCUGUGGCCGCCAGCGGGUGAGGCGACAGACGAGUGUGAGGGUGUGCGUGAGGGAGGCGAGCUCGUCACAUCGAUCUUGCUCGCGAGAUCACACGAACGACCUGAUGAACACACAGAAGAGUCCACAUAGCGUGCCGGCCCAGAGGUCCGGACAUCGUGCCUGUGUGUGAUGCGUCUUACCCGAGUGUGUAUCCGACGGUGGUGUGCGGCCGGCCACGUGUUGAUGAAUGACGUCCGAUGCAUCACUCGAUGCCAACGAGGCACUGACCUGUCAAACCACACACACGGGAGGAUACACGCGUUAGCAAGGCAGGCACACACGGUAUUGUUGUCAGUGACGUGUUGUGUCUGUCGGCUCACCAGCAUGUCUUCGUUGCCACCAGCUGGAGUGGAAGUGCCACUUUCGCCCUUUCGUCCGUCGAGCAGCCAUGUGGCCGUGCUGACCCACUCAAGCCCAUCAAUCGCCGGCCACUGGCCCCCCUCCUCGCCCCUCUGCUCUUCGUUGCGUAGCGCGUCCGUCAUGGCCACACUGGACGGCAGGAGCGAAGCCACGCGAAUCAGCCGCUGCAUGUCGACGGUCUUCGUUGCCACCAGCUGGAGUGGAAGUGCCACUUUCGCCCUUUUGUCCGUCGAGCAGCCAUGUGGCCGUGCUGACCCACUCAAGCCCAUCAAUCGCCGGCCACUGGCCCCCCUCCUCGCCCCUCUGCUCUUCGUUGCGUAGCGCGUCCGUCAUGGCCACACUGGACGGCAGGAGCGAAGCCACGCGAAUCAGCCGCUGCAUGUCGACGAAGCGCUGCCCAUGGCCUCGUGAAGCGGCCCAACGAGGCCCUGGACGUUUGUCCAGAGCUCCCUUCGCGUCGCCCACUUGCACUCCACGGCACCAGCACCAGAGCCAUCCCCACCGUCGUUGCAGAUCUGGCAGACGGCCAGUCCAUCCAGUAUCUCGCUUUGGAGCGGACGGACAGGCCCCCAGUCACCAGAUGACGCAGACAAGAAGGACGACGUGCUGACCACGGAAGAGGGUGGCGGACCAGAGGACGGCGUCGCGGCGGACUCCUUGCCCACCAGCACGCCACCAGCAUCACCGUCAUGACCACUGCCCUGGCUGCCAGGGCGAGACGACACGACGCUCAGACAGCGGAUGCACAACGGCAUGCGCA
Molecule: messenger RNA, 3905 nt
Organism: Vitrella brassicaformis
Lineage: Eukaryota; Vitrellaceae
Source: the annotation of a GenBank genome assembly